This is a messenger RNA of Neurospora tetrasperma FGSC 2508, 1403 nucleotides long. RefSeq lists its product as uncharacterized. The record is from RefSeq and is a predicted model, not a curated record. Gene Ontology annotation, cellular component: membrane. Bases 7 to 1236 code for a protein of 409 amino acids. The transcript is spliced from 10 exons. Lineage: Eukaryota; Fungi; Ascomycota; Sordariomycetes; Sordariales; Sordariaceae.
CCACCUAUGUUCCUACCCGAGCUUCCAGAAGGACUUGGAUUAGAAGGUUACAUCAUCCUCGCCGGUACACUUAUAAUACUUCUUCAAUUGGUUGUCUCCCCUUUGCUGAAGAUACUUGGGUUCGGCAAGAUUGGAAUUGUUGCAGGAUCCAUUGCAGCUAAGGUUCAGUCCCUUUUGCGGAUCGUAGUCUCAGGAAGCAUUUUUGCCAUUUUACAGAGUGCCGGAAUGGGCGGAUAUGGAGCAAAAGUGAUUGCCGACGUAUUGACGGUUGCUGGACUUUUGACUGUCUGUGGUUAUGCAAAAACCCCGCCAACAGUACCAGCAGGUAAAAAGCAGCAAGCCCAAAUCCAAACUUUUGAAAGUGAUACUUGUCUUUCAAUGCUGCGGGCCGCCGACAGCUCAUCCUUCAUCCCCGCUCCCACCGGUACAAUUUCGACCGAUGCAUCGCAGUGGGCAAAGAACUUUCUCCCUCAGGCCGGAGCGGCCGUGAGCAGUGUAGUGGAGGAUGCGCGGAAACACACAGAGCAGUUGCUAAUUACUUUGCGGUCACACUCGCUAACCAGAGUUCAAAUUGGCCAGUUCUCGGAAAAUGCUGGAGAAUGGGUUAAUCAAAACCUUCCUAUUGCUGCCGACACGCUUGCGGAUAUUCUCGACAAUGCAAAGAAGCAUGCUGAGCAUGUCUCGAUUCAGUUGACUUCCAACGUGCUUCAGGAUAAGUCCCAGGUGGUUAUGGGUCAAGAUGGCGAGGCCGUUGAACUGAUCCCCAUUACUGUCCUUGACUGGGCAACGAAUAUCCUCCCUUUCCUCGUGGAGACCAGUAAAGAACUCGCGGAGAGCGCCAGGCUCGAAUUCGAGAAGGCUCAGAAGUGGGCGUCGGAACACCCUACCGCCACGGUCUUCAUCGUACUAGGAGUUGCAGGCCUUAUAAUCUUGGUUGCAUAUCCUGGGUUGAUCUAUAAACCCAUGUUGGAUGCUCUGGGAUUCACUUCCGAAGGAGUAGCUGCAGAUUCAAUUGCAGCAGCAGUCCAUUCUAUCAUCGGCAACGUCAGUCCAGGGAGCGUUUUUGCGUUUCUCCAAAGUGCUGGUGCGGAAGGCUAUGGGGCCGUUGCUCUCGAUGCUGCCCUACGGGCAACUGGGGCCACGAUUAUGACCGCUGGCGCUGUAGAUCUUAUACGCCAGUGGAUGGAAGAGAAGUUCAAUGGUGAGGUACCUGUGAUUGAAAUAGGAGGACUGUGAGAUCUGUACUUGAGUCAUCUUUGAAUGUCUGCGAUCUUUGGGUGGACUGGCUCUUUGAGAAGCUUCGAGUUUCAUGUCUGUCAUACUUGAUUUUGCCAGUGUUAUCGGCCAGAGAAUGUUAUUGGGGACGGCCUCUUGCAGUCAGUCGCAACUUAUGACGUUGGCAG